This is a messenger RNA of Helianthus annuus (common sunflower), 1773 nucleotides long. RefSeq lists its product as uncharacterized. The transcript has a single exon. NCBI's taxonomy places the organism in Eukaryota, Viridiplantae, Streptophyta, Magnoliopsida, Asterales, Asteraceae. The record is from RefSeq and is a predicted model, not a curated record. The coding region runs from base 1 to 1773 and encodes 590 amino acids.
AUGGAUCGAGCUUAUCAGCUAGAGUUUAAUGAAUUUCAGGAUGUCGAAUUCUCACAACAUAACCGACCAAUGCAUCAACAAAUGAAUUUUCAAAACAGACAAUUACCGACUCAAAACCAAUAUGCUAGAUAUGAUGUAGAUGAAGUGAAUGGGUAUUACGACCAGUUUGGAUGUGAAGAAUAUAAUGAUUUUGUGCCUCCACAACAGCAGUUUAUUCAAAGAGGUCAGAAUCGGAUCAAUUUGGGUCAGCAAAGAUUUAAUAAUGCUCAACAGAAUAGUUAUGGAAGAUCGAGUGGCUCAGCUGAAGGUUCGAAUAAUGAGAUGAUGGAACUAUUGAAACAGAUAAAGCAAGGGUUUUGCAAUUAUUCGAGCUAUCAAGGAGAUCAAGAUAACUAUGAAAGCAAUCGGCAGACCCAAGAGAAUGAGCAAGCGGGUCAGCAUGAGUCGGAUGAUAACUCCAUCAAUGAAAAAUUUGACACGAUCAUGGAGUUAUUGAAGGAUAUUCAGAAAAGUAAUGAGGUCAGAGAUAGGCAAGUUAAGGCAUUGUCACAACAGGUUGGACAAUUAGCUGAAGAAGUGGCUAUCAUCAGAAGAAAUCAAGAUCAGCUUCUUGGUGAUUUUCAGGAAAAUACAUCUCACAAUUCUUCUCACACAAGUGUCCACAUAGAUGAGGUAAGUACUCCUUUUUCUGAAAUUUCUAUUGUUGAAACUCAUUCACCCCAGGGUGUUGAGGGUGUGGUAGAUGAGAUAAAUGGAUCUGAGUGUAAGAAUGGACAUGAUCAGGAAAUUAAAAGUUUUACAAAAUCUAUAAAUGGUUCAAAUGGCAAGUUUUCUGAAAUUGGUAAUUUUAAUGUAAAAGUUCCAUUUCCAGAAGCUUUAGUCGCAAAUGAAAAUUUAAGUAAACGGGCACCACCUAAGGGUGAAAGGUGGGAAAGUUUUGAAAAAAUAAAAAUAAAUAAACCGUUUCUUAAACGAAUUAAAGAGAGCCCUGAUCAUGUUGAGUGUUUAGAAGAGUUAAGUAACCAUAAACGACGUCACAAAUUUCCUAAACAUCUUAAUCUAACUGCUAGUGUGAACGCCGUUUUGAUGGGUAUCUCUCCCCUGAAAACUCAAGAUCCAGGAACACCUGUUAUUUCAAUACAAAUUGGUGAUGUUAAAUUAGACAUGGCUUUGUUGGAUCUUGGGUCUUGUGUGAGUAUUUUACCGGGGAGUUUAUAUGAUCAGUAUGAUUUUGGGCCACUACAAAAAGUUAAAAGCACAGUGGUGUUGGCUGAUCAAACUCCUAUAGGUCUUAGGGGGAUUAUAAAGAAUGUGAUUGUAAAAGUUGGUGAAUUCUUUUAUCCCGUGGAUUUCCUAGUGCUCGAUUGUGCUAAGAAUACACAACCAACUGUUAUUCUGGGCAGACCGUUCUUAGCUACAACAAAGGCUAUUAUCAAUUGUGCUGAGGGAACGGUCAGAAUGAGGUUUGGGGAUACGAAAAUGAGUUUAAAGUUGUUUUCUAGUUCACCUAAUCACAAAACUGACAGAUGUGGAUCUCCUGAAAAGGAGAAUCAAACAGAGAAGAAAGAAUGUUUUAUGACUGACAGGGUACAUGAAGAUAAAACAAAGAAAAAGUCAAAGAAAAGGAAAAGGAAAAAUGCUAAGGAAGUUCUUGAGUUCAAUUGUUACAGAGAAGCUUGUAAAUGGUAUGAUCAGGUAUGGGAAGAAACUGGUGGUGGGAAUAGAACAAACUCAGGAGCGGAAGGAAGGAAGCACCCUACACGUCCACCAUGA